Molecule: messenger RNA, 1542 nt
Organism: Saccharomyces mikatae IFO 1815
Lineage: Eukaryota; Fungi; Ascomycota; Saccharomycetes; Saccharomycetales; Saccharomycetaceae
Gene: UTP15
Product: snoRNA-binding rRNA-processing protein UTP15
Exons: 1
Coding region: 1-1542 (513 amino acids)
Biological process (GO): positive regulation of transcription by RNA polymerase I; rRNA processing
Cellular component (GO): nucleolus
Molecular function (GO): protein binding
Source: RefSeq, a predicted model, not a curated record
AUGUCCACCGCCAGGCCUAGAAUAAUUACCGCGAAGGCUCCUUUAUUGCCGCAACAAACUACUCCGGAGCAGCGCUACUGGCGUCAAUACACUUCAGCACAACUCGUGAAAGAACAUAAUAGUGUCACUCACAUAUCGUUUAAUCCUCAACAUCCUCAUGAUUUUGCAGUGACCUCCUCGACUAGAGUUCAAAUAUUUUCUUCAAGAACAAGACAAGUGAUAAAGACCUUCUCAAGAUUUAAAGAUGUUGUGUAUUCUGCUUCCUUUAGGAGCGAUGGUAAGUUGUUAUGUGCUGGUGAUGCUACCGGCUUAGUGUCCGUAUAUGAUAGUUAUAAUCCAAGGACUAUUCUUUUAUCCAUGAAUGCAUCCACACAUCCUACUCAUGUUACAAAGUUUCAUACACAAGAUAGUAAAAUUUUAGCUACAGCAAGUGAUGAUAGAGUGACAAGACUUUGGGACAUAUCCAACGCGUAUGAACCGCAGUUAGAGCUUACUGGAGCUACUGAUUACGUCCGUACAUUAUCUUUCAUUCCAGCAGCCCCACAUUUAAUUGCAACAGGUUCGUAUGAUGGUUUGGUUAGAUUAUACGAUACAAGAUCGAGUGGAUCCACUCCAAUAUAUUCUCUAAAUCAUGACCAACCUAUUGAGAAUGUUAUCGCAGUAUCUCCAACUCAAAUUGUUUCUUGUGGUGGCAGUAACUUUAAAGUAUGGGACUUAACUAGUAAUAAAAAAUUAUACGAACGUGGUAAUUUUAACAAGGCUGUCACAUGUUUAGACUAUAUUGAGAAUUUUGGUUCACCAAUGCAAUCAGCAUUAAUUGCUUCUUCAUUAGAUGGGCACGUCAAAGUCUUUGAUCCCUUAGACAAUUUUCAAGUAAAGUUUGGUUGGAAAUUUUCAGGUCCUGUAUUAAGUUGCGCUGUGUCUCCUAGUACUGCACAAGGGAACAGGCACUUAGUAGCUGGGUUGUCUUCUGGUCUACUAGCCAUUAGAACUAAAAAAAAGGAAAAACGUGCAUCCAAUACAGAUAACGAACCUGUAGUCUCGAAUAUAAAUGCGAAGAGCAAUAACUUCCAGAGAAUGAUGCGUGGUUCAGAAUAUCAGGGCGAUCAAGAGCAUAUUAUUCAUAACGAUAAGGUAAGAUCCCAACGUCGUAUGCGUGCAUUCGAAAGGAACUUAAAUCAGUUUAAGUGGAGUGAAGCACUAGAUAAUGCUUUUGUACCGGGAAUGGCUAAGGAGUUGACACUCACUGUUCUUCAAGAGUUACGUAAACGCGGGAAAAUCCGUGUGGCUUUAUACGGUAGAGACGAAUCUUCAUUAGAACCUUUACUAAAUUGGUGCUUAAAGGGUAUUGAAGAUGUAAGGUCUGCAUCUAUUGUGGCAGAUUGGGUCGCGGUGGUUCUAGAAUUAUAUGGAAAUACAUUAGAAAGCUCCCCAGUUCUUCAAGAAUUGAUAAUAGAUUUGAAAACUAAAGUCAGACACGAAAUUCAUAAGUCCAAGGAAGCUCAAAGAAUUGAAGGUAUGCUUCAACUUUUGACGAGUUGA